AUGUGUUUGGGUUUAAAUCUUACUUUGUUCCUUAGCAGCAUAUGGUACAACUUUUUUUCCGCAAUAGAGUGUGAAGCACCGGUAUCAGCUCAUACAGCAGCUUUCACUCCACAAAUUUUAAGGAUAAUUAAACUGGAUGGAGCUGUAGGUGAUUCGAACGUAAACAAAUUGACACUAUUUAAAGACGCUUUUGCUUCUCCUUUAGAUCUUGAGCAGGUAGGACAUUUAGAUUAUGCAGUUUGGCAAAAUGCAACUUUGAAAGGAAAUCCUUGCAGUGAAGACUUCGAUAAAACCGUAUCUGUUCUGGGGUUGAAAUGGAAUUUAUCAAAUGUCACUUUGUCCUGUGACUUUAAAGAUAGUUCUGUGAAACAGCCUGUCAGCAAAAGGAAUAUAUUGUCAAUAGUACACAGGAGUUUUGACCCGACUGGGUUUACAGCUCCCGAUACUCUGAUUACUAAGCUAAUGCUUCAAGAAUGCUGGAAACAGAAGAUUUCAUGGGAUAACAAUUUACCUAAAAGCCUUUCUGACAAAUUCGAAAGUUGGAAAAAUAAAUUACACAAUUUAGAAAAGAUAACUAUACCCAGAAGAUUUUUUGCUGACUUCGAAACAAUUUCCGAUUUAUCUUUACACGUGUUUUGUGACGCGAGUAAAUCUGCUUAUGCCACAUGCAUAUUUAUGCGAAACUGUAAUGAAAAUUCCGUUACAUCUCAGGUCCAGCUCAUCUCAGGUCGAUCCAGAGUGGCACCUAUUAAGCCAAUCUCCAUACCACGACUAGAGCUCUUUGCUUGUACGAUUGGCGCUAGACUGGCACAUCGUGUUAAGGAAGAUUUGAGACUAGAAACCUUGCAUAUUUAUUAUUGGAGUGAUUCCAUGGAUGCAUUAUUUUGGAUCAAAAAGAAGGAAAACUGGGCCGUUUUCGUUCACAAUAGAGUGAAAGAAAUCCGUACUCUAAGUAAUCCAAACGACUGGAAUUAUAUUCCUGGAACGCAAAAUCCAGCGGACCUCCCUUCCCGAGGAUGCAGUCCGGAAACCUUAGUCAAAUCGAAAUGGUGGGAGGGUCCCGAUUGGUUGAGAAAUGAUUGA
Stegodyphus dumicola is the source of this 1083-nucleotide messenger RNA. RefSeq lists its product as uncharacterized. The record is from RefSeq and is a predicted model, not a curated record. NCBI's taxonomy places the organism in Eukaryota, Metazoa, Arthropoda, Arachnida, Araneae, Eresidae.